Messenger RNA from Filobasidium floriforme, 893 nucleotides. Its product is annotated as cytochrome b5-like heme/steroid binding domain-containing protein. The transcript is spliced from 5 exons. The coding region runs from base 148 to 561 and encodes 137 amino acids. Gene Ontology annotation, molecular function: heme binding. The record is from RefSeq and is a predicted model, not a curated record. Gene Ontology annotation, cellular component: intracellular membrane-bounded organelle; endoplasmic reticulum membrane. Lineage: Eukaryota; Fungi; Basidiomycota; Tremellomycetes; Filobasidiales; Filobasidiaceae.
AGCUGCUACAUAAGCCCUCCUCAUCAGUAUCUACCUUCCUACAUAGAACCCCUGACCUAGCUUUCACUUGGAACACCCACCAUCGAUAUCCUUGCGACGACCCCGAUUCCUCUAUCUUAAAAAAGCCAAAAGCACAACAAACAAAAAAUGUCUACCGAGCAAGCCCCCGCAUCAGCUCCUUCGGGAACCAAGACCUACACCUUGAAGGACUUGCGGGAGAACGGGACGAGGGAGAAGAUGUACAUGUUGUUGCACGACAAGGUCUACGACAUUACGCCUUUCCUUGACGAGCACCCAGGCGGUGACGAAGUCCUCGUCGAAGAAGCCGGCAAGGACGCGACCGAAGCGUUCGAAGACGUUGGGCAUAGUGACGAGGCCAGGGCCCAGUUGGUGCCGCUUUAUAUCGGAGAGUUCGCUGGGGAGAAGAAGAGCAAGAAAGUCGCAGUAAACUCCACUGGCGUACCUUCAAGUGCAUCCAGUUCGGGUCCUGGCGUUGUCACCUACAUGAUCCCCCUCUCACUAUUCUUCGCUUACCUCGCUUGGAGGGUCUACUUUGCCUAGACGAUCUUCUUUCUUGAGUCGAGCGGGUUGCAAAAGAUGGCGUAGCGUGGGACGAAGUGGAAGUGCGUCGCGCUCGAUGGAAUGGAGUGCCGAGCGUGGAGAAGACGGGAUUGACUGGAAUGGAACGGGCGGGCUGGAAUGCAACGAGACGCCCGGUAGCGUUAGAGCUUAGGGAUCCGAGCUGGAGGGUUGAUGUUGACGGCAUAUGGGGUUACCAGCACGGGAAGGUGCAGGGGUCUCGAGAAAUUCUCAUUUAGAUGAUACGUAUCUACAUGUACGUAUGCGGGUUUGUUUUGUUACAUUUUCUCUUGUGAUUAGAUUGUAAGAUGCAU